Messenger RNA from Heterobasidion irregulare TC 32-1, 2310 nucleotides. RefSeq lists its product as uncharacterized. The record is from RefSeq and is a predicted model, not a curated record. Bases 97 to 2310 code for a protein of 737 amino acids. The transcript is spliced from 9 exons. Gene Ontology annotation, cellular component: exocyst. Gene Ontology annotation, biological process: Golgi to plasma membrane transport; intracellular protein localization; exocytosis. NCBI's taxonomy places the organism in Eukaryota, Fungi, Basidiomycota, Agaricomycetes, Russulales, Bondarzewiaceae.
GUCGUUUGGCCGCAUAUCGAAAAAUUGGGCAGAAUCCUAUCAGUUUCACCCACCAAAUAACCAGCCACGUAACUCAAGCGCCCGAGUGUUACUGCGAUGGAGUCUCUCCGUACCCGGAAAGCUUCCGUGUCUCGCCCGAAAGCUGCUAAGCCAGCGGCCAAGUUGAGCAAGCCUAGCAAGGAUGCUCGAAAGUCUCGCGUGGACGACAAGAUAAAGAAGCGCAUGUCCAUGCGAUAUGCCGACAUCUCGGGUCCAACUGGCAAUGUAUCUAUCCCUUCGGUCCCAGCAUUGCCCAUUGGACUGCGUCCUGGGCCGUUGAAAGAGCAGGAGGAAGAGAUUGUGCCGGAGCGCACGCUUUCGAAGGAGGAUGUCAAGGCUGCAGAGAAUCAGCUACUGGAUGCGGACACCUUUGACCCUGAUGCCUACCUAAAAUUAAAGCUGGCAAAUUCAACGGAGGCCGAGCUGAAGUCACUGCAGUCUUCUCUUCAGAGCUCCAAAGAUGAUGUUGCAGCAGAUUUGCAGCGGAACGUCUUCAAGAACUACUCUCAGUUCGUCCAUAUUUCCAAGGAAAUAGGUAACCUCGAAAACGAGCUGCUUGAAUUGAAAGAGAGUUUAGCUGAGUGGAAGAGCAUGCCUUCCUUACUCCACAUUGAUGAAUCGGCCUCUGUCGCUGAUCGUCGACGCAAUGUUCGGUCUUCCAUCGCUGACCUUCGUGUGCUCUACGCAAAUCAGAUGCAGAACCUGCAUGCACAAAUAGAAGGAUCGACGAAGUUUGUGCCUACCACGCCAGGAAGACACGUCGUCGCUGAGAUGGACGGCAUCUCAUUGAAUGCCGCAACCUACAAACCAGUACAUUCUGUACGUUUCGUUCUUCUUGACGACGCUGUCCUUGUCGCCCGCAAACGCAGACGCCGCAAUGCCUCAGAGAACGACAAACUCGUUGCGGAGCGGUGCUGGCCAUUGAACGAAAUGCUCGUGCUGGAUACGAAGGAUACUGCUACCAUGGUGAAUGUCUUCAAAAUUAGGCAUGGCAAGGAGACGCACGUCUAUCGCACAGAGUCUCCAGCCGAUAAGAAGAGCUUGCUCUCGCAACUUCGGCAGGUCGCCGAAGAACUUGCGACCAAGAAAAGGAAGGAACGAGAGGGCGAACACGAACGAAGGAAGAGCUUGUGGAAUGGUGGCGAUCGAACCUCGUUUGCAAUAGACGGACCUCCGCCACCAGAUUGGAUGGCUGAUUUGGCGAUGAAGGCUGGCAUGAGCGACCUUGCGAAAGAUAAAGCAGAAAGGGACAAUCGCUGGGUAGGGGAAUUUGCAGAUGAGCUCACUGUUGCAAUUGCCUUGAGAGAAUGGGAUCGAGCAGUUGAGCUAGUGGAGCAAGGCGAAGCCAAGCUAUCAACCACCCCUCCGCUCGCGAGCAAGCUUACACCCCUCACUGCGACCCUGACCUCUUCCCUCCUCCAAUCAUUGGCUUCGCCUAAUAACCACAAGACAACUGUCGUUCACCAUAUUUCUUUACUCGCGCGACUUCGCGCGGAUGCGGCGGGCCGAACAACCUUUUUGGCGGCUCGCGGCGAAAUGAUAAGGAAAUUAGUCCGAAUGCUUCGGUUCGAGGGGCAUAUCGGAAUGUACAUCAACGACCUUGCGACUGUGAUGUUCACAGCUAUCAAACAUACCGCUGAUUGGUUCCUGGCGAGUUUCAAGGAAAACGAAGUAGCUAGCUCCUUCAUUGACUGGGCAAAGAAGCAGAUGGAGACAUAUGCGGAAAUGUUCCGAAAACAGGUGUACAGCUCUGAUGUCGAUCAAAGGACUAUAGACGACGCGCUUAAGAUCACUUACUCACAAAGCCGUAAGCUUCUGCAAGAGUAUGGCCUUGACUUCAGGUUUCUACUAGACGAGCUAUUGGUUCAGGAGCCAAAGGAGAAGCCACAGCCUCCAGCUCGCCCUCAGCCACGGGCGCUCGAAUCAAAUCGGAUCUCUCGCAACAACCCCACUCCUUCACGACAGCGCUCCCCUGCGCCCAUACUCGCCACGCCAACUCCACCCUUCCAGGCUCCACCUGUUCCUCCUAUACCAGCCCUACCCCCAACGCCGUCAACGCCUUCACGCCAUUCGCAUAAUACAACGCCGAUGGCCGUCUCGCCCACCCCCGUGCGCGCACAAAGCUACGGUGUUUCAAUAGAAAGCCCUCGUCCCCCGCGCUCUGUUCGGAGUAGUCCUGCGCCGCCGCCACGGUCGCGGGAUCGUCCAGGUAGCUCAGCAGGCCAGCGUCCACCACCUGUCACUGUUCCGCGGCGGGAAGGGUAUUUCUGA